Messenger RNA from Ailuropoda melanoleuca (giant panda), 521 nucleotides. Its product is annotated as mitochondrial import receptor subunit TOM40 homolog. Gene Ontology annotation, cellular component: mitochondrial outer membrane. Gene Ontology annotation, molecular function: transmembrane protein transporter activity. The transcript has a single exon. Gene Ontology annotation, biological process: protein import into mitochondrial matrix. Lineage: Eukaryota; Metazoa; Chordata; Mammalia; Carnivora; Ursidae. The annotation marks the transcript as partial. The record is from RefSeq and is a predicted model, not a curated record.
GGCUUCACGCUGCCGCCGCUCGGAGGCGGUCUGGGCGCUGGGGCUGGCGCUGGUCGAGGUUCAGAAUGGACCCCCCGUGCUGCAGCUGGCAGCGCCGCAGGGACCGCGGACGAUGGGGCCUGCGGCUGCCUGCCCAACCCCGGCACGUUUGAGGAGUGCCACCGGAAGUACAAGGAGCUAUUUCCCGUUCAGACGGAAGGUGUCAAGCUCACAGUCAACAAAGGGUUGAGUAACCAUUUCCAGGUGAACCACACAGUAGCCCUCAGCACAACUGGGGAGUCCAACUACCACUUCGGGGUCACGUACGUGGGAACAAAGCAGCUGAGUCCCACAGAGGCAUUCCCCGUGCUGGUGGGUGACAUGGACAACAGCGGCAGCCUCAACGCUCAGGUCAUUCACCAGCUGGGCCCUGGCCUCCGGUCCAAGAUGGCCAUCCAGACCCAGCAGUCGAAGUUCGUGAACUGGCAGGUGGAGGGGGAGUACCGGGGUUCUGACUUCACAUUUUCCUUAAUUUUAAUAUG